This is a messenger RNA of Darwinula stevensoni, 2151 nucleotides long. The record is from the annotation of a GenBank genome assembly. Lineage: Eukaryota; Metazoa; Arthropoda; Ostracoda; Podocopida; Darwinulidae.
AUGGAAGACAAUACGGAAGUAGAGGAACUUCCCGAAGGAUUGUUCAAGCAUAUUUCCUUCCAGAGGAUAGUUAUUAACAACACUGCAUUGAAGAAGGUCCAACCAUCAGCCAUACUCCCGUUGAAACACUUGCAUGUGGAACUCGGCAUUCAACAUAGUCUGCUGGAGAACUUUCCUUUCUAUAUUCUUAAUCAAUUACAACGUCUGGAAAGUCUCUGGCUCUACAAUAAUUCCCUGACCUCUAUACCAGCCUUCAAAAGCGACAGCCUAGAAAUACUUCGUCUUGAUAACAAUAAGAUCACGCGUGUGGAGUUCGAUGGAUGGGCGACCCCCAAUUUGAAAAAACUCUACCUCUUCAACAAUUUGUUGACUUCUUUCCCGGCUUUCAAUAGCAACAGUAUAGAACUAAUCUGGCUCUACAACAAUUUGUUGACUUCUGUACCAGCCUUCAAAAGCGAAACCCUAGAAAUACUUCGCCUUGACCAGAAUAAGAUCACGAGUGUUGAGUUCGACGGAUGGGCGACUCCCAAAUUGGUGCGGCUCGAUCUCGACGACAAUUUGCUGACCUAUGUCCCGGCUUUCAAAAGCGAGAGCCUAGAAAUACUCUAUCUCAAUGACAAUGAGAUUGAGAGUGUUGACUUCGACGGAUGGGCAACUCCCAAAUUGAUACGGCUCGAUCUCUACAAGAAUUUGCUGACCUAUGUCCCGGCUUUCAAAAGCGAGAGCCUAGAAAUACUCUAUCUCAAUGACAAUGAGAUCGAGAGUGUGGAGUUCGACAGAUGGACCACUCCCAAGUUGAGAGAACUCUAUCUUUACAACAAUUUGUUAACCUUUGUCCCAGCAUUCAAGAGCGAAAGCCUAGAAAUACUUCGCCUUGACAACAAUAAGAUCACAAGUGUUCAGUUCGAUGGAUGGGCGACUCCCAAUUUGAAAAAACUCUAUCUCUACAACAAUUUGUUGACCUUUGUCCCAGCAUUCAAGAGCGAAAGCCUAGAAAUACUUCGCCUUGACAACAAUAACAUCACGAGUGUUGACUUCGACGGAUGGGCGACUCCCAAAUUGAUGCAGGUCGAUCUCGACAACAAUUUGUUGACCUAUGUCCCGGCUUUCAAAAGCGAGAGCCUAGAAAUACUCUAUCUCAAUGGCAAUGAGAUCGAGAGUGUGGAGUUCGACGGAUGGGCCACUCCCAAAUUGAGGGAACUCCAUCUCUACGACAAUUUUUUGAACUCUUUCCCGGCCUUCAAGAGCGAAAACCUAGAAAUACUUCGCCUUGACAACAAUAAGAUCACGAAUGUGGAGGUCGACGGAUGGGCGACUCCCAGUUUGAGGGAGCUCAAUAUUGCAAAAAACCCUCUGCUGAAGUUCCCUUCUGCAGCAAUCAAGGGCAUGAAGAAUCUCGAGAAAUUCUAUUAUUCAGAGUCCAAUGUGGGUCCAACCGUUUCAAGUGGUUUCCUGGAAUUUCAGAGCAAGGCCUUGAAACUGGUAACACUCUGGAGCAACAACAUCUCCAUACUGGAUAAAGACGCCAUCACAGGUCUCGGACCAAAUACGACGGUUCAGCUGACGAACAACGACAUCGUUAUAUUGUCUGAGGAAAUCUUCCGCCCAAUGCUGGAAAUCCUAUCCGCAGGAGAUGGUGUCCUCUUUCUAGACGAAAAGAUCGUGUUGUACGGUCGAAGCCUCGGGUCCGUCCCGACCGUUCGCCUCGCCUCCGAACGCGAGAACCUCCCAGGCGUCAUCCUCCAUUCGCCUCUGUCGUCUGCGCUGGGGAUGGUCUUGCGAUUCACGCCCUGGUCCGUCGGUCCCUUCGCCGUCACCGAUUUAGUACCCAGGAUCACCUGUCCCGUUCCCGUCGUCCACGGGACCCAAGACGAAAUCAUUCCAAAUUCCCACGGGAGAGUCAUACACGAUAAAUGCCAGCAGAAAGUGGAUGCCCUCUGGGUGGAAGGCGCUGGGCACAACAACAUGGAGGCAUACCCGCAGUUCUGGAGGAGAUUUCAACCGCUUCUUGGAGCAGGAACUCAGGGAGGAAACGUCGCAGUCUCGUUACGACGGGAAAGGUUCUACUUCGUGGAAGUCGACGAGCUCGGUUUGGCAUCUUCUAGGCACAAGCUCCUCGAUAUCCCAACGAUCAAUGUGGACCAGUUCUGA